Molecule: messenger RNA, 1104 nt
Organism: Closterium sp. Naga37s-1
Lineage: Eukaryota; Viridiplantae; Streptophyta; Zygnematophyceae; Desmidiales; Closteriaceae
Source: the annotation of a GenBank genome assembly
AUGUGCGACGCGAGAGCCACUGUGAGUUCGGAGAGAGGCAAGGGGCGGGCGAAGGGUGGAGGGCAAGAGAGGAUUGCGGAGGGACGGGCGGAAGGGAGGAGCGCGGGGAGGGACGGGGAGAGGGGGGAAGAGGGAGGUGAGAGGGGAGGGGGAGGGGUGAAGGAAAUGUUUGUGAAAGAGUGCCCGAAGCAGCACGGGGGGGUGGAGGAGGCGAGGGGCGGGUUGGGCGGCAUGGAGGAGGGGAUGGUGCAGCUGCAGCAGCGGCUGAGGUCUGCGGAGGCCAAGGCGGAAGAGGUGCUGCUGGUGAAGCAGGAGUGCGGAUGGCAACAAAAGGGUGGCACAGUGGACGGGCGAGGUGAAGCUGGGGGGGGGGGGGAGGGGAGGAGCGCAGUGCAGUGCGCGCAGGGAGGCUGCCACAGCUCUGCACAAUUCCCUUUCGCCCCACCUGCCCUUCACUUAUCUUGUCCCCUCUCCUUCCUCCGCCCCUCCCCUUCCCCUUCGCCAUGUCCUCCCAUCCAACCCCAGCUACUAGUGGACCUGGAUCGCCAGCGCAAUGCAGGCAGGGAGGCCAUCACAGCGCUCAAGAAGCAUGCCAGGGGGGCGGCUGCCAGGAGAGCAGGGGGGCGCAGGGAGGCGGGCUCUGGGGGAGGUUCUGCUGGGGGAGGUGUAUCGGCAGAGGCGCACCGGCCACUUGUUACCCCCCUGCCUGCGGUGCCAGUUGGCACGUCAGGAUUGGAUGGGAGUUCAGAGUGUGCGGUGUGUGGGGCGGUGGGGCAGAAGGAGCGAGUGUGGGUGGCGAUGGGCGGAGGGGAGAUGUUUGUGCGCUUGCCCCUGCACCAUGCGCACGUGCAUGUGAAGCGAGCCAUUGACCCCAUUGACCCUCAUUUCCCCCAUCCCCCAUCAGGCAUUGACCCCCUUUUCCCUCUCUGUGUCCCCCACUGCCCCGUCCUUCCAGCUGUUGACCGCAUUGACGUGCAGAUGGAGGAGGGGAGGGAGAAGCAGAAGGCGGCAGUGAGGCAGCUCACAGAGGAGGGCGGGCUGGCAGGCCGGGUUGGCGAGGGCAUAGUGCAUGCCUUGACCACGCUGAAGGAUGCCGGUAAAUAG